UAGAGCAGAUUUUAAUCACCACCUUGUAAUGGCACAAGAAUAAUGUGAAAAACCAUUUAGAUGUUUUUAGUAAAGGAUCUAACAUUAUCAAUUCCUACUAAGAGAGAAACUAAAGAAUGUAAAACCCAGAAAACUACAAGCGAACUUGAUUUAGUCAUGCAUUAAUUAAUUAAUGCAAGAACACACCCUUUUGAUCCCUAUACAUGUAUAUAUACACACACAGAUCAGGCUCUGCUGUAUGUGCACAAAAAAAAAAAAAAAUUAUUCUUCUAUCUCCUCCUUAAAUAUUACUAAAGAAAAUGGUAGCCUUCCAUAUCAGAAUCGUUGUCUUAGCUGCUGCAUUUCUUGUUCUAGGAGUCAUCCCUGGAAAUGUAAUGAGUCAGAACUGCGGUUGCCUCGAUAACACAUGCUGCAGCAGAUUUGGUUACUGCGGCUAUGGCCCUGACUACUGUGGCUGGCCAGGCUGCCAGGAAGGUCCUUGCGAUCCCCCUCCUACCCCUAUUUAUAAUAUAUCCAACAUCGCUAAUAUUGUGACAGAGUCUUUUUCUACGAGGCGAUGAUGAGCCGAACUGACCCAAUGUGUGCGGGGUGGGAUUUCUACACGAGAGAACUUUCUUAAAGCUGCUGGUCGUCAGCCUUUGUUUUGUACACUUGGUUUGAAUAUUAAACGUGAGAUAGCAGCUUAUUUAGCUCUUGCAUCCCAGUUAACUACAGGCUUCUGUUUUGUGCAAUCUCUAAAUCAGGACAAGGAUUACUGUGACCCUCUUUUUAAUUCCACCUAUCCCUGCUACCCUGGCGAGAAGUAUUACGGGCGUGGACCUCUUCAAUUGACAUGGAAUUAUAACUACGGAAAAGUUGGAAAAUACUUGCAACUCGAUCUUCUAAAAUAUCCUGACAUAGUACACGAGGACCCUAUUGUCAGCUACGAGGCUUCCAUGUGGUACUGGAUAUACAAUGUUCAUCAGGAAUUCGAAAAAGGUUUUGGAUAUGCAGUUCGAGCUGUUAAUCCAGGGAUAUGCGACGGAAAAGACCCAACUGCUUUGGAAGCAGCUGUUAAUUAUUUCAGGCUGUAUUGCUAUCGAUUGGGGACUUAUACCGGUGAAACCCUCUACUGCUAGGAUAUGUAUCCCAUAUCCCUGAUCUCAAAUAAUUUAUCUCUCAGCUACUUUACACAUGUGUUCAUAAGUUAUAAUUACAGGGAUAUAUGUGAUAAAUAAAUACAUGCUCAGAGAAAUUAUCUACUUAAUGGUUUCAUCUUGUAUUGAUUCUCUAUGAA
Messenger RNA from Ricinus communis (castor bean), 1276 nucleotides. RefSeq names its product chitinase 6-like. NCBI's taxonomy places the organism in Eukaryota, Viridiplantae, Streptophyta, Magnoliopsida, Malpighiales, Euphorbiaceae. Gene Ontology annotation, molecular function: chitinase activity; chitin binding. Gene Ontology annotation, biological process: carbohydrate metabolic process; cell wall macromolecule catabolic process; chitin catabolic process. The transcript is spliced from 2 exons. The record is from RefSeq and is a predicted model, not a curated record.